GCAUGUUUAUAAUCCAGAUGAGGACUAUGUAGAAGUGGAAGCAAAACUGCGGGGGCAUCUGGAAUCUUUCUUAGAAAUUGCACAAUCCUUCAUCAUGAUUUACACCAAGGAACCUCGUCCUUGGACGAACAUGAUGGACGUACCACAGCUUCAUGGGUUUGGGCCAACUGCUAAUUGCUUAUUAGAGGCAUACAAGAUGCUUUUGAAUGUAACUUGGUAAUAAAUUCUUUUCAUGUAUUCUAUUACCUGCUAUGCCGUGGUUAGGCCUUUACGGAUGAAAAUUUUGUUUGAGCUCCUCCGACGCUAGAAGCCAGUUCUUUGGUGUGACAUGGCAUUUGAAAACACUUUCAAGUACAUAUUGCCAGUUUUAUCUAUUUCUUCUCUGUGUAUUUAUUCUUAUCUGUAUAGGAUCACCAAUGGCUCAAACUUUUUCACACUAGACUUAGCAUUCAUGUAGCCUAAGUGCCCAAUUAAGAUGGCAAAAAUAACACUGAUUUAGUAAUACGUUAUUAUGUAUAGUUUCACUGUUAUUCAAA
Camellia sinensis is the source of this 536-nucleotide messenger RNA. The record is from RefSeq and is a predicted model, not a curated record. Lineage: Eukaryota; Viridiplantae; Streptophyta; Magnoliopsida; Ericales; Theaceae.